Molecule: messenger RNA, 2405 nt
Organism: Passer domesticus (house sparrow)
Lineage: Eukaryota; Metazoa; Chordata; Aves; Passeriformes; Passeridae
Gene: CSNK1G3
Product: casein kinase 1 gamma 3
Exons: 16
Coding region: 458-1831 (457 amino acids)
Biological process (GO): positive regulation of canonical Wnt signaling pathway; endocytosis; signal transduction
Cellular component (GO): nucleus; plasma membrane; cytoplasm
Molecular function (GO): ATP binding; protein serine/threonine kinase activity
Source: RefSeq, a predicted model, not a curated record
GCGGGCGCUCGGGGCCGCCGCCGCUUCCCGUCCGCCUCGGGGUGCCGCCCCGGCCGGCCCCGCUUCGGAGCCCCGCGCCAGGGGCGGGGCGGGUCGGGAAGCAGUCCCCGGAGGUGAAGGGCCGAACGCCGAGCCUGCGUCCCGCUCCUCUGGGCUCCCCGAAUGUGAGCAUUAUGGUGAAGAGAAGAUACUGCCACCAACAUUAUAACACUGUCAUGGAAUACCUCUGAAGACUAGGAAAUAUUGCUGGUGUCGUGCAUUCUGGAAAUACGUUUUACUACAGAUACCACCAAGGCUUUGCAAACAGGAUGAACAUGCUGCUGUUGACUGCUUACUGACAUUAACCAGCUGGGCAUUUCACUCAUGAUGUUUUCAUUCUUACCUCAUCCAAUUGAAAUUUGCUUAUACUGAUUUUUAAAAAGAGGAAUAAAUCAAGGUGGAGUACCGUAAACUUGACAUGGAAAAUAAAAAGAAAGACAAAGACAAACCAGAUGAAAGAAUGGCACGGCCUAGUGGGAGAUCAGGCCAUAAUCCACGUGGAACUGGUUCUUCGAAUUCUGGAGUGUUAAUGGUUGGCCCUAACUUCAGAGUUGGUAAAAAAAUUGGAUGUGGUAAUUUUGGAGAACUACGGUUAGGCAAAAAUUUAUACACAAAUGACUAUGUGGCAAUUAAGCUGGAGCCAAUGAAGUCGAGAGCACCACAGCUACAUUUGGAAUACAGAUUCUACAAGCAGCUAGGAUCUGGAGAUGGAGUACCUCAGGUUUAUUAUUUUGGCCCAUGUGGCAAAUAUAAUGCUAUGGUGCUAGAACUACUUGGACCUAGCCUGGAAGAUUUAUUUGACUUGUGUGGUAGGACAUUUUCUCUUAAAACCGUUCUUAUGAUAGCCAUACAGUUGAUUUCUCGUAUGGAAUAUGUCCAUUCAAAGAACUUGAUAUACAGAGAUGUAAAACCUGAGAACUUCUUAAUAGGACGACCUGGAAACAAAACCCAGCAAGUUAUUCACAUUAUAGACUUUGGUUUAGCAAAGGAGUAUGUAGAUCCAGAAACAAAGAAGCACAUACCAUAUCGAGAACACAAGAGCCUUACAGGAACAGCUAGAUACAUGAGUAUAAAUACACAUUUAGGAAAAGAGCAAAGUAGAAGAGAUGAUUUGGAAGCAUUGGGUCAUAUGUUUAUGUAUUUCCUCAGAGGAAGUCUUCCAUGGCAAGGUUUAAAGGCGGAUACAUUAAAGGAACGUUACCAGAAAAUUGGAGACACUAAACGAGCAACUCCUAUAGAAGUAUUGUGUGAAAACUUCCCAGAGGAAAUGGCUACUUAUCUACGUUAUGUAAGAAGGUUAGAUUUUUUUGAAAAGCCAGACUAUGACUACUUAAGAAAGCUCUUCACAGACUUACUUGAUCGGAAAGGCUAUAUGUUUGAUUAUGAAUACGACUGGAUUGGCAAACAGUUGCCUACUCCAGUGGGUUCAGUACAUUCAGACCCUGCAAUGUCUUCAAACAGAGAAGCAUAUCAGCACAGAGACAGAAUGCAACAAUCCAAAAAUCAGUCAACAGACCAUCGGGCAGCUUGGGACUCACAGCAAACCAAUCCACAUCAUUUGAGGGCUCACCUGGCAUCUGACAGACAUGGUGGCUCUGUACAGGUAGUAAGCUCAACAAACGGAGAGUUGAACACAGAUGACCCAACUGCAGGCCGUUCAAAUGCACCCAUCACAGCUCCUGCAGAAGUAGAAGUAAUGGAUGAAACAAACUGCCAGAAAGUGUUGAACAUGUGUUAUGUAACUCUCAGAGCAGUUCUGGUCUGCCUCUGCCCACUGCUACUUUUUCAGUGACUGAGCGACAGGGUGCCUUGGAUAUUUUGAGAAGGUGCUGCUGCUUAUUCAAGCGAAGGAAAAGGAAAACCAUCCAGCGCAACAAAUGACUAGAACCAAACAGAGCACGGGAAAAUGCUUAUUUGUUCAACUGUUGUCUUGUGAUCUUAAAAAAGUCCCAACAACAAAACCCAAAGCAAAAACCUCCAUAAUAAGCACAUUUUCCGAGGACUCCCUGAGAAACCGUAUCAUGCCUCUGUGCUAUGAUUUGGUUCUUCUGCAUCCAUCUUCUGUUUCUUUAAUUCAUCUGUUCUGAAAGCUUUAAGAUAUUGUCAAAUAGAAGUGCUUCUUUGACCAUCAACAUAUGGACCAAUGAAAUGAUAGAAAAUGAACAGUAUCUUGAGCAAAACUGAACUUGAGAAGUAUUUCUUCUUUCCUAGGAAGUAGUAGCAGUGUCUUAGAUGAAGACGGAUGUCAUAAAUCAAUUAUUUGAGUUUGUAGCAGUGUAUCUAAAGCAGUUUUCUUCAAAUAUGAAGAAGAAAAAUCCAGGUACACACCCAUAAUGCGAAAUAAUAAAAUCUUAAGAUUUAUUUUA